Messenger RNA from Bombyx mandarina (wild silkworm), 699 nucleotides. RefSeq lists its product as uncharacterized. Lineage: Eukaryota; Metazoa; Arthropoda; Insecta; Lepidoptera; Bombycidae. The record is from RefSeq and is a predicted model, not a curated record.
AUGAUCGCUUUCAACAAAAUGGCGUCUAAUAUUGCUGUUGUCAUUGCGUGUAUCGCAUUAAGCUCAGUAACUUCAAUGCCGGGUUCCGCUAUUCUGAAAAAGCUCUACGAGCAGGCGGCGGCCCACAAUCAUAGACCGAUCCUUGUGAUGGUCACGAAUAUAGACGGUCACAAAUUCAAAGACUACCUUAUACCGAAAUACGACAAGAAUCAUUUAUCUGAAUCAGUGGAGGAUAAUCCCGAAGUCGUAAUGGUGAAGCCAAAACCAGGAAACGAACCGAAUUACUUGCCACACAACGACUUGGGUCCCAUAAAAUCUUACUACUCAAAACCAAAACCAGGAUACGACGUUAACCCAUUGAUUUACCGACCGCGUACUGAAGACUCGGAAAUCGCUUUAAUGGGACCGAAAAAAACAUCGAAAUCCCCGAUCCUGAAGGAGCUUCUGCGAUUCUCCAAUAAUCUCCGAUGCAGCGCAAAAAAUCAAUGCCAGGAUUCGUGCUCGGACAAAUUUAGCGGAAGGACAAAAGAUAGCUGCGCUAAGAAAUGCGAAGUGAAAUACGAUUGUGAAGAAGAGAAGGAAGACUCGUGUGAGCUAGGAGACUGUUAUGAUUCGAACGAAUGCAACGACGACGAAUGCCAGCCAAGUACCAGAGGUAUUAAACUUGAAUCUGUUAAAGCCGGAUGUACGAGAUGUUAA